AUGAAAAUUACAUCUCCAAUUGAGAAAAAAUCUAGGGAAUUUUGCAAGGCUUCAACUAGGGAUGAUGGAUCUCAAUUUAUGGAGAUGCUAGGCAAUGUUGAAGGUGUGUCUCAAUCACUUGAAGCACCUUCUCAUCAUGGAAGAGAUUGUCAAGAGGUCAAUCCUAUGAAGACAACCAAAUGGAAAUUAGAAUCUGGACACAGCAAAAACAAUAGGGGCUCAACUUCAGGCAAGAGGAAUAGUCUGGAUACAAUAUCAAUUACAAGUCAUGAUUUGAUUCUUGGAUUUGAUUUGAAUAUUGCACCACAAGAAGUUGACUUGGGAGCCAAAAUUUCCAAAGAUGCAGAAACUGACCCCAACCACAAAAAGAAAGAAAUACAAUCACAGAAUUGGGAUUCUAAGGAUGCAAGAUCCCAUGGAGAGCUGCAAAAAGCUUCUGAAAGUUCACACCUGGAAGACACAAGAAUUACCCCACCAGAGAUAUGUGCUAUCUUUUCACCACAACCAAUCAAGACAGUGAAUCACUCACAAUGUAACAUUGGUGUUGAUAUGCAAAGUUUCAAAGAGCAUACACCUAUAGCUGUUUGUUCAGCUGCUGCCAUCUUCUUCACAGGAAACCUGGUGGAUUUCAUUCAGGAGCUAUAUGUUCAGGGGACCACCCAUGGAAGAAUUCUGAUUCAAGCAGGGAAAGAGAUCUGGACACAGGAAUUGCUUCUGCCUUAUGUAUAUUUCAUAUUGACAUUGAAUCCAACCAUUCACACUUGGGAAAGAAUAAAGAAGAUAACUGGCUAUGUGUUCAGGGCCUACCAUCUGUGGUAUAUGGAAAGCAACACAAACUUUGAUAAUGAACAUCUUUCUAGGUUUGUUUUGUGGCACACAGAUGUGAUUUAUCAAACUUGCAAAAACCCUUUUGUUUAUGACAUGGUUCAAGGGAAGGGGAGGGAGUCACUUCACAAUAAACCCGGAAAAAAGAUGUCCACAAUUCCAAGAAUACUUCAACUUGUUUAUGGCACACUAGAUGAUGGGGGCUUCUACAAAUUUAGAAGCCAGAAAAGCUUUCUCAGAAAUCACCUUUCUACCACCUGGAAAUCAGACUUUGUCAGAGGAUAUCCAGAUGCAAAUUUUGCUUCAAGCUCUACUGAAACUUUUGAGAUAAUUUGGAAAACCAAGUCACAUGAGAUAAGUGAAGCAGGAAGAGCUAUUGUCUGGCCAUCAAAAUUUGGAGACACAUCCAGAAGAGAUGAUCAUGUUUUACUGGUACAUGAAGAUAUAGAAAAAUAUAUGAUGAAGGAGAACGAUAAUGAGGUUAAGAGGUUUGUGCAUCAAUGGAAAGUUGAAUUUGAAUCAAUGAUAUCAUCAACAAAAACACAUAAAGUUUUUCAGAAUCUUCCUGUUGGUGAUCUUGAACUUUUUGGCUGGGGAUUUGACUAUUAUAUAUCAAGAUUUGGCAAAAGAAUUAGAAAGGAUUCUGGACUUUCCCCAUCAUUUGAAUAUAAUGUGAAGUUGUUUGAUAACUUUCUUAACAAGAAGCCAGGCUCUGGGAUCAAUAAGACCUUCUGGACAAAUUUUGGAAAACAUAUAUCAUUUGAGCAAAAUAGGUGUGCAAGAAAAAGAGUGAAGAGCAGUGAAAAACAAUAA
Molecule: messenger RNA, 1638 nt
Organism: Melampsora larici-populina 98AG31
Lineage: Eukaryota; Fungi; Basidiomycota; Pucciniomycetes; Pucciniales; Melampsoraceae
Exons: 1
Coding region: 1-1638 (545 amino acids)
Source: RefSeq, a predicted model, not a curated record